Molecule: messenger RNA, 636 nt
Organism: Knipowitschia caucasica
Lineage: Eukaryota; Metazoa; Chordata; Actinopteri; Gobiiformes; Gobiidae
Source: the annotation of a GenBank genome assembly
AUGCAUUUCAAGGUCCUGGAGCAGCCUUUCAAGGUCCUGGAGCAGCCUUUCAAGGUCCUGGAGCAGCCUUUCAAGACCCUGGAGCAGCCUUUCAAGGUCCUGGAGCAGCCUUUCAAGGUCCUGGAGCAGCCUUUCAAGACCCUGGAGCAGCCUUUCAAGGUCCUGGAGCAGCCUUUCAAGGUCCUGGAGCAGACUUUCAAGGUCCUGGAGCAGCCUUUCAAGGUCCUGGAGCAGCCUUUCAAGGUCCUGGAGCGGCCUUUCAAGGCCCUGGAGCAGCCUUUCAAGGUCCUGGAGCAGCCUUUCAAGGUCCUGGAGUGGCCUUUCAAGGUUCUGGAGCAGCCUUUCAAGGUUCUGGAGCAGCCUUUCAAGGUCCUGGAGCAGCCUUUCAAGGUCCUGGAGCAGCCUUUCAAGGUCCUGGAGCAGCCUUUCAAGGUCCUGGAGCAGCCUUUCAAGUCGCUCCAGUGGUUUAUCAUUCUGCUGUUUUCACGCCUUGAAAAUCUGUGUUUGAAGCCUCAGCAACACGACACAUGCCUGAGCCUCGCACGCACUAGAGACUCUUCAGUCCACAGCAUUCAGACAAUAUCAGUUUGUGUUUGGUUUCAAUCCACCUUUAUCUGCAGGUUGUCCAUCACAUGA